Caenorhabditis sp. 36 PRJEB53466 is the source of this 3924-nucleotide messenger RNA. NCBI's taxonomy places the organism in Eukaryota, Metazoa, Nematoda, Chromadorea, Rhabditida, Rhabditidae. The record is from the annotation of a GenBank genome assembly.
AUGACGUUUCUUCGGUUUGUACUCUUCUUUCUGUGCGUUCAAAACGGAAGAGGAUCUGCUAUUAGAGGUAUGUUCAGUGUUUGGACGUUUCGCAACCGAGACACUUUAAGCAUAGCUGGUUGCGAAGUGUCUCUUACCCAUUAUGCAAUCUUUCAGCCAAAUCCUCACUGGGCCUCAUCGUCGACGACCUCUCAAUCCUUGCCCGAGUCACCAAUGCGAUCUCCCUCCAAGCGGCUUCUCAUCGCAAAGUCAUCAAAGUCCAAAACGUCGUUGCCGAGCUUCUAGGCGUCGAAAACGGCCAUUUCGCAACCGUUCUCGCAACCGACAUCCCGAAUAUCAACUCGACAAUCAAUAAUCUGUUCGAAAAGAGCAGUGCGCUCGUUGACAGUGACCCAACAAUCGGGGAACGGAUCGAAUCCGCCCGGAACAUUCUGAAGCUUCUCGUCAAGAUGAUGGACGAGAAGGACACUUUUGAGAGGGUCUCUGCAGAUUCGGACACCCUGAACUUCUUCGAUUCGGUUCACGACGACAAUCAGAUCAGGAAUGUGAUGUUCUGCGAGCAGACGGUCCUCGAGAACUUUUCCGAGUUCUUUCUCGACCGAAGGCGCACCAUCAAACUACUUUCGUACGGACUCAGUCGGGUAAUGGUCGGAAUGGGCGAGCGGGCCGAGGAACUUGCGCGGUGCAUCGAAAACAUUGACACGUUCGUCGAUUCGUUCGGACACGUGCCGAUCACGAAAAGUCUGAAACAACUGGAACAACUCGAGCAUCUGCACAGUGUCCUUGAGCAUUUCCAUGGACAACAACACGAUGAACUCGAGGAAUUCGGGGCGGAGAUUCAGAAGAUACGGGCGGAUUUGAGGAAGAGCGAAGGGAUCGCGAGCACGCAAAAUUUCAAGGCAAUCGAAGCCUACUCGGACUCUGGAUUCUACCAUCAGUUUCGUGAAUCUUCAAAGCUCACCGGAGCAUUUAGAGACAUCCGCGAUCUUGGAAAAGUUCAAAAUGACCUCAAAUCCAGUUGGUUUCAACACAAAAUCGCAAAGAAUCAGAGUACGAGUGAGUUGGACUCGGCGCUCUCCGACUUUUUCAAGUUCUCCGUUCAAAUGCAAAAACUCGGAGCAACCUGGAGCGCAUCGUUGGAAGAUUUCAAGAAAUUCGAGGAUAAUGUGAUAGAAGUUGGGGAGAGAUUGGACGGAAUUGCAAACUUUAAACAGGCCGAUGACGAUCAAGUUCUUGAAAAAUUCCAAAUGAUUUUCAAGGAUUGCUGGGGCAAACACACAAAACUCAAUGAUUCCAUGGCGGCUCUGGUGCUGCACGACUUUGAGGAUCCGUACGAAAUGCCAUUUGACAUUAUGGAGCACUCGCGGAGCAUUCUGGAACUGGUGAAGAACAUGCGAUUGAGUGUGGACAUGAAACAGUUUGUUCACUUUUUGAGAGAUAUGGCCAGACUCAAGGAUGUGAUACCGGUCGAGGACACCGUCAGACGCGUCGGUCUUUUCACUCAAGACCCCUACUUCCCGAGCUUUCUCGCGGUCAUAAUGAAAUUGAACGAAAUUUUCGACGCUCAACGGUCUCUGCUCAAAAGUGUCGAGAAAGUGCGGAACAGUUCGGAGAUCACGGCGGACACUUUCAAACUCAACACGUUUAUGGACGAAUCGAAAGCGCUGGAAGUGUUUGAGUGCUUUCACAGGAGCCCAUUCGAUGCUCCGAAAGUCGGCGCGAUUCUGGAGUUUUUGGGCAAUGUGAGCGAGUUUGCGAACAAGAAGAACGUGCAAAAGGCGCAGAAGCACUUGGAGAACAUUGGAAAAGUGCAGAGAGAAAUGAAAAGUGUGCGAGAAUCGAUGAAAGAGGAGGAGAUCAAAGGGAACGGCAGUCUCGUGCUCGCGUUCAAGAAUUCGGAGGACUUGGCUCUCGGCUUCUCGCGGGGCGUCUCGGCUCUCAGCGAACUCAACCGCGUGUACGAAUCCAACGAAACGCUCCAAAACGCGAAAAAUCUCGCCACCGGACUCAGCCUCGCCUUUUACCGCUUCGCAACUGAGCAACUCGAGUACACGUGGAAGCACAUCUACCCGAAAGCCGUCGAUCGAAUCAUGAACGAUCUGCACGGUCUGAUGUCGAUCUCCGAGACGCUCAUCGGGAAAGAUGUCGAGGAAAUGAAGGCGAUCUUCGACGAGGCGAAGACGGUCCGAGGGAUCAGUGUGGAACGCAAGGCGCUGUUCGUUUUGGCGAGAGCGGUGAAGAGUGAAAAGUAUUUGGAGGAGGGCGCGCUGUUGGAGCACAUCUCCCGCCUCAAGUUGGACUUUACACAGUUUGAGGCGGAUUUUACGGGCGCCGCGGCGAGUUUGAGCGGCAUUCGCGACAAUUUCAAUGAGCUCUUCGGAUUGGUGAAACGGAAAGGAAACGAGCAGAUUAUGUGAGUCUUUGUUUGAAUUGACAUUGGGUUCUCAUUGCUGUUUUCAGUGUGGAAGACCUCAAUAUACUUGCAAUUAUCGGAAUAUGUUCUGGAAUCUUGAUGCUAAUCCUUUUGGGCCUCAUCAUUGGAUACGGAUGCACAAAGAACGGAAGGAAAAAGUAUAGGAACUGGUACUUGUACUACUUUCCGAAUAUGGACGAGUUCGAGCGACGAUGGAGGUACUCGGUCAGUGGUUUUCUCAUAAUCCGAUGAUAUCAGUGUACUUUCAGUUGUUCCUCGACCGAAUGGACGGAAAAAACGCGUUGCUCGAGGCGGUGGCCGAUUCGAAUCCGACGAACACUCUGAAAGCACUCAGGAAAGGAGCAUACGUCAAUGUCUUCAAUCGUUUGUCCAUUUUUCAUUGUUUCCUUUUCACGCUCUUUCAUUUUCAGAAAACGGCAACACAGCCUUGCACGUGGCCGCGAAUCUCGGAUACUGGGAGAUUGUGGCGAUGCUGAUCAAGCACGGAGCCGAUCGGGAACAACUGAACUACUUGAACCGAACCGCCGAGCAGGCGAUCCCCGACAAUUAUAAAGUGUCUUAUCGGGAACUGGCGGGCAGCUACGACAAGACCGUCGAGAUAUUCGAAAAGUAUCGGAAGAAAAAGUUUAGGAUUAGUGAGUUGGAACAUCCGAAACACUUCCGAACUCUUUUCGCUUUUCAGUGGUGCCCGAGGAGUUUCCGACGAGCUCAUUCCACAUUUUCAUCGAGCCACGAACCGAAGACACUGUCACAAAUCAGUUUAUGGAGCACUUUGAAGCGAUCGCGUUCAUCGAGCCCUCGCCGAAUAGCACGCACGUGGUGGUGAAGACGAAUGCGGACGGGAUUCUGGAGACUGACGAUCUGAACCUGCUCGUCUGGAUCUUCAACGGAGCGAUAAUAGUGAAGGAGCAGUGGAUGAGCGAUUGUCUGGCGGACGCGAAAUUGAUCGGAUCGGACGAGAAGUACGUGGUCGAGAGCGUCCGCUACAAGGGACUCGUCUACGAGAACGCCGUCGUUCCGUGGACGACCGCCCUCGCCAAGGGAGCCAUGCCCUUCCUCUACGGCGUUCAUCUCGUCGUCGUCAUGCAAGAGUGCCCGAAUCGUGAGUUUUUACAAUAUUUUCGAGCCCAGGACCCUCUUUUCCAGUCCUCCUCAUCCACAACCUCGUCAAGAGUCUCGGCGGCACAGUGCUCGAAGAGUUCCCGCAAAAGGAGCAGUUCAACCGGGGAUCGCAUCCGUACCUCCACUCGAAUCUCGGUCCCAUCUUCAUUCUCCACGACGGACGCAGCGAUCUGAAAGCGUACAGGGAAGACGUGGAUCGCAUGUUCACAGUGUUCACCGAGCAAGAGUUCAUCGCGUUUCUGCUCAAAAGGCACGUACACGUGGACACGACGAAGGAUCUGAUUCAAGUUUUGAUCGACGAAGAGGUGCCGAGUCUGCCGUCUCGUCAAUUGACAAGUGCUUCUACUACUAAUGUGUCGAAAAAAUAA